AUGGAUGAGAAUAGAAUCCAUGAUCCGCGGAAGGUAACGCAGGCAUUCCCAGACCCCAACCUUCUGGAUUUCCGGGUCCUGAGGAACCUCCUCUGCUUAGAGAAGACACAGCUAGCCCGCAGAGUGCCUUUCUGCCAGUGGCCGCAGCAGGAGGUGACCAUGAAAAUGAUGCAGGUCCUGUCUCAGUGGUUGCUGGAGGUAUGUGAGCAUCAACAGUGUGAAGAAGGGGUCUAUCAGCUUUGCUUGUGCCUAUUGUGUACAUAUAUGUCCAUGAGCCCUGUGAAGAUAAGGCAGCUGCAACGUCUGGGGUCUGUUUGCCUUUUUUUGGCCUCCAAAAUGAGGGACCUGGUACCAAUUACCGUGGAAAAGUUGUGUAUGUACACAGACUACUCUGUCACCGCUCAGAAAAUCAUGACUUGGGAACUGCUAGUUCUUUCAAAGCUGCAUUGGAACCUAGUGGCCGUUGUACCAGAUGACUUCCUAGAGCAUAUCCUGGUGUACUUGCAGCUGUGGCAGUGGCUUAAAUUGAUUCGUAGACAUGCACAAACCUAUAUUGUUCUUUGCACAGUUGAUUAUAGUUUCUAUACAUAUGGCCCCUCAGUGGUGGCUGCAAGCAGUGUUGUGGCAGCCGUUUUUGGUUUAGGCUUGCUUCCAAGGUCUGGAACUGGGGUGGACCUGAUUCUUAACGUAGCUGCACUAAUAGAAGCAGACUCAGAUAACCUGCGGAAAUGUCAGGAGAUGAUGGAAAUUGCUUUUGCAAACACACUGCAUGGCACAAGACCUUUGUGAUGUUUAUCAUACUGAAUCUUUUUGAUGUCUAAGCUGCUUAGCUAGAGCUUGUAGCUGUGUGGACAGAUGAUCUUACCCACUUAAUACAAUAACCCCAAAGCAGUACUGGGGGCUUGCACAUGCUCACAUGAUUAGUUCAGAUAAGCAUGUCAUUGUCCUGUUCUAGUUUGAGGGGGCUGUAUAUACAAUUAUGUUUUGUAGGCAAACGUUUAAUAGAAUAGCCCUUACAUGCAAAAUCAGAGAAACACUCAUGAACAAAAAUAAUACAUUCAAUAAUGAAUGUCAAUGCCACAUUUUAAGAUUAUUUGGAUUAUUUUGUUCAGCGUUCUAAAGGAUUUCACUGUUCCUGAUCUGAUUUGGAGUAUCAAGGUUUGAAACUUAAUAAGAGGGUCAAGCCUUCUGAUAAGUAGCUCAUCCCGACUCUUCACACAACCAUGUUCCAAACAGAACUGCCCCUGCAUUAGAGAAAUAAGUUAUUUAUAUAAAAUAGAUUGAUUCCCAUUCCCUUGAGACACUAUUGAGCACACAUCAAAAAGUCAAGUAAUAUGUACAGCAUUUUAUGCUUGUCUUUCGGGUAAUAUCAGCCAUCAAUGUUGAAAACUAUCAGGCAGACAGUAAACAGGUUUGGCAGCGCAUGGUAUAGUGCUGCUACUGUGACCUAAAUGUUUCUACCCAAGUAAGGUAAAUUCGGCCUUCUUUAGCUGUAUAUAUGUUGUUUUGCUCUUUCUUAUAUUACCUCUACAACAUUGUGAUACCUCCACCCUGGUCAUUAUUCCUCAUCUGAUGAUUUAUGUCGACUUUUUGAUAUGUUUGUUCCUGUUAUACCGUUGGGGCG
Molecule: messenger RNA, 1624 nt
Organism: Pelobates fuscus (common spadefoot toad)
Lineage: Eukaryota; Metazoa; Chordata; Amphibia; Anura; Pelobatidae
Gene: CCND3
Product: cyclin D3
Exons: 5
Coding region: 1-789 (262 amino acids)
Biological process (GO): mitotic cell cycle phase transition; regulation of cyclin-dependent protein serine/threonine kinase activity
Cellular component (GO): nucleus; cyclin-dependent protein kinase holoenzyme complex; cytoplasm
Molecular function (GO): cyclin-dependent protein serine/threonine kinase regulator activity
Source: RefSeq, a predicted model, not a curated record